AUGCCGUCAUUCUCAAGGCUGUUCAAUGGCAUAGUGCAUGCAGUUUCGACGGAAGAUUCCGGCGGGAAAAGGCGGUAUGGGGGCCGGUCGAGUGCCAGCAUAGACACUGAGAGUGAAACAGAUGAGUACCACACGGUGAAAUGCAACCGGCUGAACCCGAAUUCCAAUAUCAGGAUAAGCCUGUGCGUGGAGUCGCCGCCCAUAAUGCUGUACGGCAAGCCGGCGGAAAGCUCCGGGGCACUGUUCAACGGUGCACUAGUUCUGGAUGUGUUUGCGAGAAACUCAAAAGACAUCCGGGAGCUGCUAGAAAGCCGGUCCGGGACGGCUGCAAACAGCAUGCCCGUGUCGCCCGUGAUGCCGCCGGCAACGCCCGAUGGGCUCGGGCCCACUGCGUCGGUCAGUCAGCUCUCCAGGCAGCAACUUCGCCGGGGUUACGUCGAGUUGAGGCAGGUGAAGCUGUAUUUUUUGCAGGUGGUGCGAUACUCGAAGCCGUUCCUCCCGCACUCGAGCUCGCUGCAGCACUGCGGUGCGUGCCGCCGGAAAGUGACAGAGCUGGCCUCGUGGGACGUUCUCAGCCGGCGGACCGCUUUUGCAAAGGGCACGUCGCACAGUUUCCCGUUUGGAUACUUGAUUCCGGGAAAAGUGCCACCCACGACCGUCCUAUCGACGCACGGCACAUCGAUCACCUACGAGUUGGUGUGCAAGGCUGUGUUCGUCAACCGCCGCGGUGCCGAGGACCUUAUCAACCUGUCGCUGCCCGUCAUGAUAAGAAGAAGCAUUUUCCGCGGUCACGACCACAAUUCGCUCCGAAUCUUCCCUCCGACCGACGUCACUGCCACCGCCGCCAUCCCCAACAUUUCCUACCCGCGGUCGACGUUUCCCGUCGAAAUUCGCAUGGAUAAUAUCGCCACAAAGGACCGUCGGUGGCGGAUGAGAAAGCUCAGCUGGAAAAUCGAGGAGAGUGUGCGGGUAAGGGCCCACCACUGCGUGCAGCACGAGAAGAAGUUCCGCACUGCUUUGGAGGUGGCCAGGAAGAAGGUCAGGGGGCGGAAGUUUAACCGGAACAGCAACGGUGCCAAUGGUCCUGCGUACAAUUACUUUAUAGGGAAUUUCGACGAUGCUGAUUCCGGGAGGAGUAACUCUUCCGAGUCUACAGGGAGUAGUGUUGGUAAUAGUAGUAAUGCUGCUACUAGUAAUACUGCUACUAAUGUUGCUAAUGCUGGUAGUAGUGUUGCUACCGUUGCUAAUGCUGGUAGUAGUAGUAAUGCUGCUACUAGUAAUACUGCUACUAAUGUUGCUAAUGCUGGUAGUAGUGUUGCUACCGUUGCUAAUGCUGGUAGUAGUAGUAAUGCUGCUACUAAUACUAAUGCUACCACCAACACUCCUAUUGCUACCUCUAUUGUCUCACCCUCACGCCCACAAGAUCCUCCUAAUGCCACCCAACCCAGCAACUCGCACAACCAGCGGCUCGUGCACAACGCAUCAUCCGGCGUCGCAUCGAUCGUCUCGCCGGACUCCUCUGCGACACCGACUUUGUCGCCCUUUGCGUCCAAUUGGUCGAUCGACGCGUCGCCAGCUCAGGUCUCCGCCGGUAUUGACGAGGCUGUGCAGGCCUCGCGGCAGGACGAACUCUACACGGAGGAAAUAAGACUGCUCAGCUCGGGCGAAAUGAAGUCCGGCUGGAAGUCAGACUUCUCCAAUAAGGGCCGGAUCGAGUUGGUGGUCGAUGUCUCUACUAUGGAGCUGAUGUCGAUGGGUUUUAAUUCUGCAAACACGAAUAUCACCACGAUCACGUCUGAGAACUGCAACUCGCCUCUUUUUGAUCCGGCCACGUACCUAGAGGCCGACAGCAACUGCUCCUGCGAUAUCUCCGACCCUGAACUCGGCAUCUACGUCAAUCAUAACCUCAUAGUCGAGGCUGUAGUUGCCGAGGAGCUUGUGCAAAGCUCUACUUCUCUUAAAGGGGGUAGGCUCGGCUCCUCGGCCUCCCAGCCGGCUUCCGAGUCUGUAUCCGGGCCCGAAACUGCCUCCAGACCACUAGAAAUGCACGAUGGAGGCACUGGGCCGGACUCAAUGCGUGGAAACAGGCAGGAUUACGCCAAUCAGACGUCCGGAAUCCCAACAGGCGUUGCCAGGGUCCUCCGCAUGCAAUUCAAGGUUGUACUCACAGAGAGAUCCGGUCUCGGAGUUUCCUGGGACGAUGAGGUGCCUCCUACAUACAAUGCGGUCCAUACUUUGUCUCCUCCGACGUACGAAGAGGCCACUUCCAACAACAAUACACCACUCUUGAGCUCCUUGGUCAUCCCAUUGGAUCACGAGGUUUCGCCGGGCUCAGACGCCGAUUCUGUAAGCAUAAAUGCUCAAGUUUCCAACCCAGAAGUCCCCAGACAUGCCAGGGUCCGGAAUCGCGGCCAGGUCGGCAAAUCUAGUAAUAUCCACCUUCGCACCACUCCAAGCCACCUAGACCUUGGCUCCUGA
Messenger RNA from Brettanomyces bruxellensis, 2478 nucleotides. RefSeq lists its product as uncharacterized. Lineage: Eukaryota; Fungi; Ascomycota; Pichiomycetes; Pichiales; Pichiaceae. The transcript has a single exon. The coding region runs from base 1 to 2478 and encodes 825 amino acids. The record is from RefSeq and is a predicted model, not a curated record.